ACCCGCUGUCAGACAGAGGCGAAGAUGGCGUCGCACUUGUCUUACGGAAGAGUCAAUCUCAACAUACUGAGAGAGGCUGCGAGGAAGGAGCUGCGCGAGUUUCUGGAUAAGUGCGCUGGAAGCAAGGCAAUUGUCUGGGACGAGUACCUGACGGGACCCUUCGGGUUAAUUGCACAGUAUUCCCUGUUAAAGGAACAUGAGGUGGAGAAGAUGUUCACUCUCAAGCCGGGGCGCCUCCCCGUCGCCGAUGUCAAAAAUAUCAUCUUCUUUGUCAGGCCCAGACUGGAAUUAAUGGACAUCAUUGCUGAGAAUGUGGUCAGUGAGGACAGGCAGCGCUCCCCGCGGGACCUCCACAUCCUGUUCGUGCCGCGGCGCAGCCUCCUGUGCGAGCAGCGGCUGAAGGAGAGGGGAGUGCUGGCCUCCUUCAUCAACAUCGACGAGUACAUCCUGGACCUCAUCCCCUACGACGGCGACCUGCUCUCCAUGGAGUCCGAGAGCGCCUUCCGGGAAUGUUACCUGGAGAAUGACCAGACCAGCCUUUACCAUACAGCUAAGGGGCUGAUGACUCUGCAGGCCCUCUAUGGAACCAUCCCUCAGAUCUUCGGGAAGGGCGAGUCUGCACGGCACGUGGCCAACAUGAUGCUGAGGAUGAAGAGGGAGUUUGCCGGCAGUCAGAAUCAGAUCCUGCCCGUGUUCGACACCCUGCUCCUCCUGGACCGCAACGUGGACCUUCUCACGCCCCUGGCCACACAGCUCACCUACGAAGGCCUCAUCGAUGAAAUCUACGGCAUCACCAAUGGCUAUGUGAAGCUUCCUCCAGAGAAAUUCUCUCAGAAGAAGCAGGGUGAGGGUGGAAAGGACCUGCCCACAGAGCCCAAGAAGCUACAGCUGAAUUCUGCUGAGGAGCUGUAUGCCGAGAUCAGGGACAAGAAUUUCAAUGCAGUGGGAGCUGUGCUAAGCAAGAAGGCUAAAAUUAUCUCUGCUGCUUUCGAGGAGAGACACAAUGCCAAAACCGUGGGGGAGAUCAAGCAGUUUGUAUCACAGCUGCCACACAUGCAGGCUGCCAGGAGCUCUUUAGCAAAUCACACCUCUAUUGCUGAGCUCAUCAAAGAUAUCACAACCUCAGAAGCCUUUUUUGAUAACCUGACUGUUGAACAGGAGUUCAUGACAGGAGUGGACACAGAUAAGGUGAAUUCCUACAUCGAGGACUGCAUUGCCCAGAAGGACCCUCUGAUAAAGAUCUUGCGGCUGGUGUGCAUGCAGUCUGUGUGUAACAAUGGACUGAAGCAGAAAGUCCUGGACCACUAUAAACGGGAAAUCCUGCAGACUUACGGUUAUGAGCACAUACUGACCCUCAGUAACCUGGAAAAGACUGGCCUGCUGAAGCCUCAGAUCGGCACCAGGAACAACUAUCCCACCAUCAGAAAGACCCUCAAGCUGUGGAUGGAGGAUGUGAAUGAGCAGAACCCCAAUGACAUCUCCUACGUGUACAGCGGCUUCGCCCCCCUGAGCGUGCGCCUGGCGCAGCUGCUGGCCCGGCCCGGCUGGCGCAGCAUCGAGGAGGUGCUGAAGAUGCUGCCGGGGCCCCACUUCGAGGAGAGGCAGCAGCUCCCCUCCGGGCUCCACAAGAAGCGCCAGCAGGGGGAGAACAGGACCACGCUGGUCUUCUUCCUGGGAGGGGUGACCUACGCCGAGAUCGCCGCCCUGAGGUUCCUGUCGCAGAUGGAAGAGGGGGGCACGGAGUACGUCAUCGCCACCACCAAGCUCAUCAACGGCACCAGCUGGAUCAAGUCGCUCAUGGACAAACUGGAAGCGCCCCCUUUCUGAAACCACCGGACUGGUUGGAUCGGGGGGGGGGGGUGGAUGCGGACUUGAUCGCCCCCGAGGUGUGGAACAUAAAAUGAGCGCGCGUUUCAGAGGAGCUCUUGAGGAGCAACCGUGGGGCUGUACAGAGUGCUUUGCGGCUUGUGUGUCUGCUAGAUUAAACAGUGGAGGCUUAUGUUGUAUCUCCCCUGUGUGUAUACAGUAUAUAAGCAGCGUUACAUGUUUGCCUGGAUUUUGCACUGCAUUGUACAGUAUGUUUCAGAGCAUCUACAAGGGUCAGGCAGGCACAGCACAGUUCACGGGAAACUGCCGGUUCUGAGAGAGAGAAUGGGGGCAUUUCACUCAUUCGUCUUUCUCAGUUCCUCAUUUCCUCUUUGAGCUGAAGUGUGCCGCUGAAAUCCUCCUGCGGCACAGGCUGCUGUGGAACAGCCCCGGCAGGCCAGAGCUGAGGCUCGAGACUAUACCGAGGCAAGUAUUGCAUUAAAGCAGCUUCUUUGUGCAGAGCCCUGUCAGCAGGAUACUGAAGCACCCAGUCAGUCUGCUCACUUACAGUACCUUUUGAAUGUCUGUCCAUUCUUAUCAGUUUCUUUUUUGCAUAGUUAUGUGGUCUCUGUUAAAGUUGGCUGUAAACGAACAAAGUAGUAAACAGUGUUACAGAAAGAAAACAAGGCUGUUCUGUUGCAAAUACUGUACCUGUUCCCAUGACUGCCUCUCAUUUGGUUCAUACCAGGAGGCAGCAUGUGACGGGGAAACAUUGUCAUGGAGGUUGCAUUGUUAAAGUCGUCCAGCUUGAUUUCCAGAAUGCACAUCAAGUCCAACUUGUUUGUUGUCUCCCUCCCCAACUGUGUUGAGCUCUGUUGUUUUCUGUAGUCCGGAAAACACCUGAAAUUUAAAACCGUUCCCUGUCUCAUUACCCAUGCACAGGCAGAACACAUGACGAAAAAUUUCUACCUGCUGAACCUGAAGAAACUGUUAUGCCCGUGAGAACAUUAUCUGUAUUCGCUUUAUAGUAAUUUUACGACAUCGUGCACAAUCUUAAAUUAGCCAGCCCUGCAGCGCUACAGGGUUUAUAAACCUACUCAAAGACUACCUAAGGUGAUGCUAGAUGCAGCCUAUAGCCUAGUAAAUGUUAAACACCGAGAAGGCUUGUUCACUCGCAAGGCUGUGGAAAGCUAUUGACAGGUCACAGGAAACAGGAGUGCAGGCCUUCUUCAGUGGCCUUGCUCUCUUGAGGAGCAAUUAGUGCUAACAGGCUUCCUGAUCAGCGGAUAAUGGCCUGCUCCUGUCUGGAGGGCUUGCCGCGGAUGAGGCAAUGAUUUGAUGAUGGAGGACGCUGAUUAAAUUAAGAAGCCAUUUUGCUCUUUGUUUUUAGUGAAUGAUGACUUGGGGUUUGUUCUCGGAUGGAUCGAUCUCUUUCCUGUCUGGGCUUUCUGUUUUAUAUGAGAGGAGAGCGGGCGUCAGCCCCUGAGAAACUAAGUUUGAAAGAAAACUAAAUUACGUUUCGGUUAUGAGACUGAAAACUUCAUACCGUGUUAAAAAUAGCACAAGUUGUGUGUAAGCGAAUACAAAGAGUAAGCGGUCGCAGCCUGGUUAAGGAUUGGUUACGUUAAGGACUGUAGCGGUAGUAUCAGAUUGCAAGCGUGUUUUCUGUAAUAAUGUCAGAACAGUAACAGAUACCACACCCUCCAGCUCACCUCUGUGUCCGUUAGUAGAUUCAUUAAAAAAAAAAAAAGAAUUCAAUCACCCGUCCUGUCGUGUUUGCGCCCUCAGUAGUAGGAGAGGUUUUUAACUGGGGCUGUUAGUCCUGAGAAAUCGAGAGUGAUGAAGAAUUGACUCGUCACGAAUUAAAAAAAUAAAAAUAAUAACCCCUGAAAAUGUUUUAAUCGAUAUCCUUCUACCAAAACAGGACUACUAAGAUAUUUAAGAUGUAGUUUGCCGAGCUAAUUCUGGUGUUCGCCGACAGUAGUAUUUCGAGGGAGUAAAACAGCAAGGAAAGCCUUUUAAUAGUUUAGUUGAACCUCGUUAUUCAACGUGAAUUAUUGUUUUUUUCUGUCGUAUUGUUGCCUUUUACUUUCUCCAUCGUGCUAGAACGUGCAGCGAUUAGUACUUAAAUCCAUGUCUCGGGUGGAUCACACAACCAGACUUCAUGUAGAAGGAGCAGGUGUCUGAAGAGCCUUGAGCUCCCAUUAGAGAAACCCGAGGGUUUAAGGCUGUGGUCAUCAAUUUAAUAGACCGUGGCCACACCUAUGCCUUGAGCGCUUGUUCUGACGGCGAUGGCCCACAAUCUCUUCAGAAGAAGAGAAAACAAUUGGGAUAUAUUCGCUGCUGACGCUCGUUCAGAGGGACACCACAGUACUGGAACAAAACAGCCCGCUCGACGAGCCGACCAGCGAGAGGAGGAUGGAUCUGCUGCAGCUGGAGAGACAGCCUUUCACCCUGCGCUUCCUCUGGGUGCUGAAGGAGCUUCUCAAGUUUGUGCUCUUCAGUUACACAGUGUUGCUAGGAGCUCUCCUGUUGGCCGGAUGGACGACUUAUUUUCUGGUUGCAAGAUGAACUUCUCUGAUUGCGGAAAGGCCCAAGGUCUGCUUACAAUAUCCCAAACAAUCGCAGUGAUUCCCCGUGCAAGGAAAAAUGUGCUUCUGUGGUUCUGUUCUGUGGUUUCUAAAUAGAUCUUGCAUUAAGAGUUUACAUUUCAGUAUUCAGUAGCGCAAAUACCCAUCUUUUAAACAUAUUCUGUCCUGUAAUGUAAUUACUUACUAAGCAAAGCUAAAUGGCGUAUUUUUAAUUAAAUUAAACUAAAUAUGUGCCUUUA
Molecule: messenger RNA, 4636 nt
Organism: Lepisosteus oculatus (spotted gar)
Lineage: Eukaryota; Metazoa; Chordata; Actinopteri; Semionotiformes; Lepisosteidae
Source: RefSeq, a predicted model, not a curated record